CCCUGACGACCCUAAUCAGGUCAGCAAAAUUCUUGACAGAUUUGAAGAGUACCAUCCUGUCAGAAGACCGACGUUUGACAGUUGAAAUUUUGAAAGGCGCCGUACAACUCAGCGCUCAGGGCGGGCGACCUGUGCAGGAGGCCUUAUAAGUCCCCUGCCUUCCUCAUUCGACCCUUCCAGCUUGACCCCUUCCCUUUUCCCCCGUUUCUGUCUGUUCGGUCUCCGUUCCUCUUUCAUCCCUUUCUUAGACUUAAGAACACGAGCGAACAUGGUGUCGCCAAUAAUCUCCAUCGCAAGGAUGGCCGUGCUAGGCAUCGCGACCCUAUUCAGUUUCGUCACCAUUGCUCUCGCUGGGCAUAUGCGCAGUGUUACUGGGGAAUUCAUCGUAUAUGACUUUCAGAACUUGUCCAUCGCCGUUGCUGUCCUCACCAUCAUUUCGGUUCCCGUGUUUUUCGUUAUCGGAUUCCUGAGGAAAGGUUCUUGGUUCACGAUGAACGUCGUCGAAGUCCCCGUGUUGGGUUUCCUAAGCAUCCUCUGGUUGGCCAACGCAAUUCUUUACAGUGAAUGGGACAGUGUUUUCUAUGCAAGCCUCCAGUGCUCCUCCAGCGGGCUUAGCGCCGCCGACCAAACGUUCUGCGGAGAAUUCAGAGCUGUUGAAGCCCUCUCGUUUAUCACUUGGAUCGCUCUCUUCGGAUACGCCGCUGCAACUAUCGUCUUCUGCCUCAUCGGAAAGUCUCGAGGGAAUAACGUUUGGUUGGUCGACAUCAGCGCCGUAGAUUACUUCACCUACAACAAAAAUCCUGGUGGUUCGUUCACUGGUCAACCUCAGUAUACCGGGAACUCGGUACCUACGCAUACUACCGGACAGACUAUGGGUACGCAGUAUACGGGUCAGCAGCCCCAGAUGGGUUACGUGCAGCCGGUCGGACAACCCCAGUUCCAGCAAGCCCCGGCUCAGGGACAAAUGUAUCCUCCUCAGCACAGUUCGAGCCCUCCGGUUCAUGCUCAGGUUUAGUUGUUGGAGUUCUUUUACAAGAUUUACGCUGUUUUUUGUCGUUGUCGAAUUUAUUCUCUUCAUCUGCUCUUGGGAUUUGUGUAUUGUCCUUGCUCGCGUUGACCUAUUAUUUAUGUAUAUAUUCUAUGCUCAAACGGAGAUCAAUAAAAGCCUCGAAUACCUUCCAUUUCUUGUCCGAAACAUGUCGUUCUUA
Marasmius oreades (fairy-ring Marasmius) is the source of this 1208-nucleotide messenger RNA. RefSeq lists its product as uncharacterized. NCBI's taxonomy places the organism in Eukaryota, Fungi, Basidiomycota, Agaricomycetes, Agaricales, Marasmiaceae. The transcript is spliced from 4 exons. The coding region runs from base 269 to 1015 and encodes 248 amino acids. The record is from RefSeq and is a predicted model, not a curated record.